ACUGUACGAGUGUACGAUACAGUGAGUGUACGCCAUUUUGGUUGUUCCGACUUGCAGUGAAAUUCGGGUUACACCGCGUCUCAAGAACGGCGCAACGUGAAAAAAUAAAUACGACAUAAAACGGCGAUAACGUGCAAUAUGGACAAUCCGGGUGAUUUUUUGAAGGAAUUUAAUGCUCUGGGAUUAGGUGUUGAAAACGUUACACAUACCUUCGACACAACUCUUAUGGCGUUUCGAAUUAUCGUUUGUAUUUUGGGAUUACUUGGAAAUUUCAUGGUGAUAUUUGUGAUUCUUGUACUCCGGGAAUAUAAGAAAGCAGUAACGCAUUGGUAUGUGCUUCAACUCGCGCUUGCCGAUUCAAUAUUUUUGAUGACCCUACCUUUCAAAGUAGUUGAAGAUUAUCAUGAUGAAUGGAUAUUUUCUGCGUGGUUGUGCAAAGCAAAAGAAACAAUCUUGUUCCUGAAUUAUUACUCGUCCAUCUUAUUCCUCAUGGUGAUGAGCAUUGACCGCUACAUUGCAGUAUGCCACGGAUUCUCGAACAUUUCACAGAAACUUCGGACAAAACCAUCCGCUUAUAAAAUUACUGUGAUCGUUUGGAUAACUUCAUUGAUUCUAUGCAUUCCUAUAAUGCUAUACAGCAAUAAGCGGGGAAUUCAUGGCUUGUCUUGUAGAUGCCAAUAUGAGUUUCCGAGGCCGAGCAGAUUACCAGAAGAUAUUUGUAAAGACGAAGGAUUUAACACAAAUGCUACCCUGGCUGAUUGUAUAGAAAAACAAAUUAAAAAACAGAGUGAAACUGGUUGUACGAAUCUUGAUGACCAAUUCAACCUGAUUGACCAAUUCAACCUGAUUGGCCAAUUCAACCUGACUGAUCAAUUCAACCUGACUUUAACUGACUUGUAUUAUUCGUAUAGCAGUGGACAAGAAGAUGUUACACCGUCGACAAAUUUACCAGGCGAUGAUGGCAUGCAAUUUUCAACAGCUGCAAAAAUAUCUGAAGCCGGUGUUGCUUAUGAAAUGGGAUGUUCGUAUGCAAUGAACGGACAAGCGUGGACAUCGUACUUAAUAUUCAACUUUGUGGUCAUGUUUCUCCUGCCUUUAAUUAUCAUGUCGGCCUGUUAUUGUUUAAUCGCAAUACGACUCAAGCAAUCCAGAGUUCGUCGUUCUAGUAUCGCCAACGAAAGUACGUCUAAUCCAAGCGCAUCAGGUGGAAAUACAAAGAAGGGGGAACGAAAACGCACUCGGUCAGCAGCUACCACAAAGGCCGAAAAGAAUCGCAUUCGAGUCACCUGCACCUGUCUUGUUCUCGUCCUGCUAUUUCUUGUGUGCUGGCUGCCGUUCCACGUCGUCCAUUUAGCCAAAAUAAAAGGAAUAGCAGAUAAAAAACCCGAAUACUGCGCAUGGAUUGGUGCAGUAUCCUCGUUGAUUGCAUAUUUCAACUCAGCUCUCAAUCCGUACAUUUAUAAUUUUAUUGGAACGAGAUUUGGAAAAAGAUUAAGCGACCUUUUGAGAGGUUGGAAAGAAAGUAUGCAGCCAGGGAAUAGAUCAAAAAUUUGUUCGACGACUACAUUCCGCCCCAAAAAUACCGGAAAUCUGGACAAAAGACUUGAAAAAUUUAAAAAGAGAGGUCAGCGGCAGGAUCGGUCAAAACAUCAGUCAAAAAACGAACAUCGUCUUUGUCGUCUGGAGGAGGAGCAGUUCGUUACACAAAUAGAAAGCCGAGUCGUGGAGGAAAUUCAAUCAGCAACGGCGAUACUAUGAUGACAAAAAUUGAUAGAGGAAAAACUGAAAUGGAAAGUUUUAACACGACACCUAUGGACGAUGACGUGUUUAGAAAUGGAAAUCCCGAUGUCCAAGAACCGUUAGUUUCAACGACGUAAGAAUAAAAAAUGAAAGAUUGGAUUACCGUCAUAUAUAUAUAUUAUGUACCCAUGUUUUUUGUAUAGCCUACAAAUGCCAACUUGAAUUCUUGUAUUGUAAAUAAUACAAUAUUGUAGUCUUUGUGAACACCACCAAAUAAACCAAAAUCCAUUGUAGAA
Styela clava is the source of this 2036-nucleotide messenger RNA. The record is from RefSeq and is a predicted model, not a curated record. Lineage: Eukaryota; Metazoa; Chordata; Ascidiacea; Stolidobranchia; Styelidae.